GAAGUCAAAUGGAUUGAAUACCAGAAUAUGGUGAACUACCUCAUUCAGUGGAUUAGACACCAUGUGACCACAAUGUCUGAGAGAACAUUUCCUAAUAAUCCUGUGGAAUUAAAGGCACUUUAUAAUCAGUAUUUACAGUUUAAAGAAACAGAAAUUCCACCAAAAGAGACAGAAAAAUCAAAAAUUAAACGCCUAUAUAAGUUACUAGAGAUUUGGAUAGAAUUUGGACGUAUCAAACUACUGCAAGGUUAUCAUCCAAAUGACAUAGAGAAAGAGUGGGGAAAACUCAUUAUUGCCAUGCUUGAGAGGGAGAAGGCACUUCGCCCAGAAGUAGAAAGGUUGGAAAUGUUGCAGCAGAUUGCCCACCGAGUUCAAAGGGACAGUGUCAUCUGUGAAGACAAACUGAUACUUGCCCGAAAUGCUCUCCAGUCUGAUUCUAAAAGAUUAGAAUCAGGAGUGCAGUUUCAGAAUGAAGCAGAAAUUGCCGGGUAUAUACUUGAAUGUGAGAACCUUUUACGCCAGCAUGUAAUUGAUGUACAGAUUCUCAUUGAUGGAAAGUACUACCAGGCAGAUCAGUUGGUACAGAGGGUUGCAAAGCUGCGUGAUGAAAUUAUGGCCUUAAGGAAUGAAUGUUCCUCCGUGUACAGCAAAGGACGCAUGCUGACAGCAGAACAGACGAAACUUAUGAUAUCAGGAAUUACUCAAAGUUUAAACUCAGGAUUUGCACAGACCUUAAACCCCAGUCUGAACUCAGGGCUGACCCAGGGUUUAACGCCUUCCCUGACCCCUUCUAGUGUGACCUCAGGCCUGUCAUCAGGUCUGACUUCCCGCCUGACUCCAUCUGUCACUCCGGCUUAUACACCUGGUUUCCCAUCAGGGGGAUUAGUUCCAAGUUUCAGCUCAGGAGUAGAGACUAAUUCAUUGCAAACUCUGAAGUUGAUGCAGAUCCGAAAGCCCCUUCUGAAGUCUUCUUUGCUGGAUCAGAAUUUAACAGAAGAGGAAAUCAACAUGAAAUUUGUUCAGGAUCUUUUGAAUUGGGUUGAUGAGAUGCAGGUGCAGCUGGACCGCACUGAGUGGGGAUCAGAUUUGCCAAGUGUUGAAAGCCAUUUAGAAAAUCAUAAAAAUGUUCACCGAGCUAUUGAAGAAUUUGAAUCUAGCCUUAAAGAAGCUAAAAUCAGUGAGAUUCAAAUGACAGCACCUCUGAAAUUAACUUAUGCCGAAAAGUUACACCGAUUAGAGAGUCAGUAUGCAAAACUCUUGAAUACAUCCCGGAAUCAGGAACGGAACCUUGAUACACUCCAUAAUUUUGUAACUCGUGCAACUAAUGAACUUAUUUGGUUGAAUGAAAAAGAAGAGGAGGAAGUCGCUUAUGACUGGAGCGAAAGAAAUACCAACAUAGCUCGGAAAAAAGAUUACCACGCUGAAUUAAUGAGAGAACUAGAUCAAAAGGAAGAAAAUAUUAAGUCAGUUCAGGAGAUUGCAGAGCAGCUACUUUUGGAAAAUCAUCCAGCCCGACUGACAAUCGAGGCCUACCGAGCGGCGAUGCAGACGCAGUGGAGCUGGGUCCUACAGCUGUGCGAGUGUGUGGAGCAGCACAUAAAGGAAAACACCGCCUAUUUCGAGUUUUUCAAUGAUGCCAAAGAAGCUACUGAUUACUUAAGGAAUCUAAAGGAUGCCAUUCAGCGGAAGUACAGCUGUGAUCGAUCAAGCAGCAUUCACAAGCUGGAAGACCUUGUUCAGGAGUCAAUGGAAGAGAAAGAAGAACUUUUGCAGUAUAAAAGCACAGUAGCAAGCCUGAUGGGGAGAGCAAAAACAAUAAUUCAGCUGAAGCCAAGGAAUCCUGACUGUCCACUCAAAACUUCUAUUCCGAUCAAAGCUAUCUGUGACUACAGACAAAUUGAGAUAACCAUUUACAAAGACGAUGAAUGUGUUUUGGCCAACAACUCUCAUCGUGCUAAAUGGAAGGUCAUUAGCCCUACUGGGAAUGAGGCUAUGGUCCCAUCUGUGUGCUUCACAGUUCCUCCACCAAACAAAGAAGCGGUAGACUUUGCAAACAGAAUUGAGCAACAGUAUCAGAAUGUCCUGACUCUUUGGCAUGAGUCUCACAUAAACAUGAAGAGUGUCGUGUCCUGGCAUUAUCUCAUCAAUGAAAUUGACAGAAUUCGAGCUAGCAGUGUGGCUUCAAUAAAGACAAUGUUACCUGGUGAACAUCAGCAAGUUCUGAGUAACCUACAAUCUCGUUUUGAAGAUUUCCUGGAAGAUAGCCAGGAAUCCCAAAUAUUCUCGGGCUCAGAUAUAACACAACUGGAGAAGGAGGUUAAUGUAUGUAAGCAGUAUUAUCAAGAACUUCUUAAAUCAGCAGAAAGAGAAGAGCAAGAGGAAUCCGUGUAUAAUCUCUACAUCUCUGAAGUUCGAAACAUUAGACUUCGGUUAGAGAGUUGUGAAGAUCGGUUGAUUAGACAGAUUCGCACUCCGCUGGAAAGAGAUGAUUUGCAUGAAAGUGUGUUCAGAAUCACGGAGCAGGAGAAACUAAAGAAAGAACUGGAGCGACUUAAAGAGGAUUUGGGAACAAUCACAAAUAAAUGUGAAGAAUUUUUCAGUCAAGCAGGAACCUCUGCAUCAGUUCCCACCUUACGAUCUGAGCUCGGUGUGGUCAUUCAGAACAUGAACCAAGUCUAUUCGAUGUCUUCUACUUACAUAGAGAAACUGAAAACUGUUAAUUUGGUGUUAAAAAACACUCAGGCAGCAGAAGCCCUUGUAAAACUCUAUGAAACUAAACUGUGUGAAGAAGAAGCAGUUAUAGCUGACAAGAAUAAUAUUGAGAAUCUAAUAAGUACUUUAAAGCAAUGGAGAUCUGAAGUAGAUGAAAAGAGAGAGGUAUUCCAUGCAUUAGAGGAUGAGUUGCAAAAAGCUAAAGCCAUCAGUGAUGAAAUGUUUAAAACAUAUAAAGAACGGGACCUUGAUUUUGACUGGCACAAAGAAAAAGCAGAUCAAUUAGUUGAAAGGUGGCAAAAUAUUCAUGUUCAGAUUGAUAACAGGUUACGGGACUUAGAAGGCAUUGGCAAAUCAUUGAAGUACUACAGAGAUACUUAUCACCCUUUAGAUGAUUGGAUUCAGCAAGUUGAAACGACCCAGAGAAAGAUUCAGGAAAAUCAGCCUGAAAAUAGUAAAACUCUAGCCACACAGUUGAAUCAGCAGAAGAUGCUGGUGUCCGAAAUAGAAAUGAAACAAAGCAAAAUGGAUGAGUGUCAAAAAUAUGCAGAACAGUACUCAACUACAGUGAAGGACUAUGAAUUACAAACAAUGACCUACCGGGCCAUGGUAGAUUCACAGCAGAAAUCUCCUGUGAAACGCCGAAGAAUGCAGAGCUCAGCAGAUCUCAUUAUUCAAGAGUUCAUGGACCUAAGGACCCGAUACACUGCUCUGGUCACCCUCAUGACACAAUAUAUUAAAUUUGCUGGUGAUUCAUUAAAGAGGCUGGAAGAAGAGGAGAAGUCACUGGAAGAAGAAAAGAAAGAGCAUGUUGAAAAAGCCAAAGAAUUACAGAAAUGGGUAUCAAAUAUCAGCAAGACAUUGAGAGAUGGCGAGAAGGCUGGAAAAUCUCCCUUCUCGAAGCAAAAGAUUUCCAGUGAAGAAAUAUCAACCAAGAAGGAGCAAUUAUCUGAAGCACUUCAAACCAUGCAGCUAUUUUUGGCAAAACAUGGAGACAAAAUGACAGAUGAAGAAAGAAAUGAAUUAGAAAAACAAGUGAAAUCUCUUCAAGAAAGUUAUAAUUCCUUCUUUAGUGAAUCUCUGAAACAACUACAAGAAUCACAAACCUUAGGAGAUAUAAAGGUAGAGGAGAAGAUUGUGGCAGAGCGUCAACAGGAGUACAAAGAGAAACUCCAAGGAAUAUGCGACCUCCUCACCCAAACUGAAAACCGCCUCAUUGGCCACCAAGAAGCCUUUGUGAUUGGAGAUGGCACAGUUGAGUUGAAGAAGUAUCAGUCCAAGCAGGAGGAAUUACAGAAAGAUAUGCAAGGAAGUGCACAGGCUUUGGCAGAAAUAGUGAAAAAUACAGAGAACUUCUUAAAAGAGAAUGGCGAAAAGCUGUCACGAGAAGAUAAAGCUUUGAUUGAGCAAAAACUUAACGAAGCCAAGUUAAAGUGUGAACAGCUUAAUCUAAAGGCAGAACAGUCCAAAAAGGAGCUGGAUAAAGUUGUGACAACAGCAAUCAAAGAAGAAACUGAAAAGGUUGCGGCUGCAAAGCAGCUGGAAGAGAGCAAAACCAAAAUAGAAAACCUUUUGGACUGGCUGUCCAGUGUGGACGAAGACUCCGCCAGGGCAGGGGUAAAGCAGAGACAGGUAAUCGAACAGAACGGGACCCAUUUUCAAGAAGGCGAUGGCACGUCAGUAAUGGGAGCGGAGGAUGAAGUUAAUGGUAACCUGUUGGAAACUGAUGUUGAUGGACCAGUUGGAACCACUGAGGAGAAUCUGAACCAGCAGUACCAGAAAGUUAAGGCCCGACACGAGAAGAUCGUCUCUCAGCACCAGGCCGUCCUUAUGGCCACGCAGGCUGCACAAGCCUUGCUCGACAAACAGGGCCACUAUCUGUCUCCCGAGGAGCAGGAGAAACUGCAGAGAAACGUGAAGGAACUGAAAGCACACUACGAAACCACGCUGGCCGAGUCGGAGAAGAAGAUGAAGUUAACGCGCUCUCUGCAGGAGGAAUUAGAGAAGUUCGACGCCGACUACAGCGAGUUCGAGCACUGGCUGCAGCAGUCAGAACAAGAACUGGAAAACCUGGAAGCAGGCGCAGAUGACCUCGGUGGCUUGAUGGCCAAACUGAAGCGGCAGAAGAGUUUCUCAGAGGAUGUCAUUUCUCACAAAGGGGACUUGAGGUACAUCACCAUUUCUGGAAACAGAGUGUUAGAAGCGGCCAAAUCUUGCAGCAGGAGAAGCGGCAAGACUGCGCAGGAUCACAUCGAUACUUCUGCGACCCACAGAGAAGUCCAGGGCAAACUGGAUCAUGCCACCGAUCGGUUCCGGUCUCUCUACUCGAAGUGCAGUGUCCUUGGGAAUAAUCUUAAAGACCUGGUGGAUAAAUAUCAACACUAUGAAGAUGCUUCAUGUGGACUUCUUUCAGGGCUCCAGGCCUGUGCGGUCACAGCGAGCAAACACUUAUCUGAACCCAUCGCUGUGGACCCUAAAAACCUGCAAAGGCAAUUAGAAGAGACCAAGGCUCUGCAAGGACAGAUAUCAAGUCAGCAGGUUGCUGUAGAGAAACUGAAAAAAAUGGCUGAAGUGCUUUUAGAUGCCAGAGGAUCUCUACUUCCAGCCAAGAAUGAUAUCCAGAAAACACUGGAUGACAUUGUUGGGAGAUAUGAUGAUCUGUCCAAGUCUGUUAAUGAACGAAAUGAAAAACUGCAAAUAACCUUGACCCGCUCACUGAGUGUGCAGGAUGGCCUGGAUGAAAUGCUGGACUGGAUGGGAAGUGUGGAAAGUUCUCUGAAAGAGCAAGGUCAAGUGCCCUUAAACUCUGCCGCUCUUCAGGAUGUGAUCAGUAAAAACAUUAUGUUGGAACAGGAUAUUGCAGGUCGUCAGAGCAGUAUAAAUGCCAUGAAUGAAAAACUGAAGAAAUUCAUGGAAACCACGGAUCCAUCGACUGCAUCCUCACUGCAAGCCAAGAUGAAGGACUUGUCUGUCCGCUUUUCAGAAGCAAGUCGUAAACACAAAGAAAAACUUGCCAAAAUGGAGGAGCUAAAAACCAAAGUAGAACUCUUUGAGAACCUCUCAGAAAAGCUCCAGACAUUUUUAGAAACAAAAACUCAGGCUCUCACUGAGGCAGAUGUGCCAGGAAAAGAUGUUACUGAAUUGUCUCAGUACAUGCAGGAAUCAACUUCUGAAUUCUUAGAACACAAGAAAGAUCUUGAAGUUUUACACAGUGUUUUGAAGGAGAUAUCCAGCCAUGGCUUGCCAGGUGAUAAGGCUCUGGUUUUUGAAAAAACAAAUAAUUUGUCAAAGAAGUUCAAGGAAAUGGAGGAUACCAUCAAAGAAAAAAAAGAAGCCGUAUCUUCUUGUCAAGAACAGAUGGAUGCUUUCCAAGUCCUUGUUAAGUCAUUGAAAUCAUGGAUAAAAGAAACAACGGAAAGAGUUCCCAUUGUGCAGCCUUCUUUUGGUGCAGAAGAUUUAGGAAAAUCUUUGGAAGAAACUAAGAAAUUACAAGAGAAGUGGAGUCUAAAAACACCAGAGAUUCAGAAAGUAAACAACAGUGGGAUCUCACUAUGUAACCUAAUCAGCGCUGUGACUACCCCCGCAAAGGCAAUAGCAGCAGUGAAAUCAGGUGGAGUAAUAUUAAAUGGUGAAGGAACAGCCACAGAUACUCAAGAUAUUUUGUCAAAUAAAGGAUUGACAUCCAUUAAAAAGGAUAUGACUGACAUAAGCCAUGGUUAUGAAGAUCUUGGCCUUUUACUUAAGGAUAAAAUAGCUGAACUGAAUACUAAACUCUCCAAAUUGCAAAAGGCUCAGGAAGAAUCCAGCACAAUGAUGCAGUGGCUCCAAAAGAUGAACAAGACUGCGGCCAAGUGGCACCAGGCACCGACUCCGACAGACACGGACGCUGUGAAGACUCAGGUGGAACAGAAUAAGGUAUAUUCUGCGGAUACAUUUACCGAAGACCUGAAAGGGAACAGACUAAAAGUGAUGAUAAUAUACUAUUCUAAGUGGCAAGAACUCAAUCAGUUAACAGUUGAUAGACAACAAAGACUGGAAGAAUCCUCUAAUAAUCUAACCCAGUUCCAGACUGUAGAAGCUCAGUUAAAACAGUGGCUUGUGGAAAAAGAACUGAUGGUCAGUGUUCUUGGGCCCUUGUCAAUUGACCCCAAUAUGCUAAACACACAGAGGCAGCAGGUGCAGAUUCUGCUGCAAGAAUUUGACACUCGGAAGCCUCAGUAUGAACAGCUAACAGCAGCCGGCCGGGGCAUUUUGAGCAGACCUGGGGAACACCCCUCUUUCCACGAGGUCGUGAAAGAGCAACUGGCAGCUGUGACCCAGAAGUGGGACAGCCUCACAGGACAACUGAGCGACAGAUGUGACUGGAUUGGCCAAGCCAUUGUUAAGAGCACACAGUACCAAAGCCUGCUGAGAAGCCUUUCUGAUAAACUGAGUGACUUGGAUAAUCAAGUCAGCAGCAGUGCGGCUGGGAGCACACACCCCGAGGCUAUGAACCAGCAGUUGGAAGCAGCCCAAAAAAUGAAGCAGGAACUAGAGCAGGAAAUGAAGCAGAUAAAAGUGGCCCAGGCCCUCUGUGAGGAUUUGUCAGCACUGGUGAAGGAAGAGUACUUGAAGGCAGAACUUAGUAGGCAACUAGAAGGCAUCUUAAAAUCAUUUAAGGAUGUUGAGCAAAAAGCAGAGAAUCACAUUCAGCACCUUCAGUCAGCCUGUGCGAGCUCUCACCAAUUUCAGCAAAUGUCCCGAGAUUUUCAGGUUUGGCUGGAUACAAAGAAAGAAGAGCAUAACCGUUCUCCCCCAAUAUCAGCCAAACUCGAUGUCUUGGAGUCAUUAAUUAAAGAUCAGAAAGACUUUAGUAAAACUCUGUCUGCUCAGUCUCAUAUUUAUGAAAAAACCAUUGCGGAAGGUGAAAAUCUCCUACUAAAAACACAAGGGUCUGAGAAGGCAGCCUUACAGUCCCAACUUAACACAAUUAAAACCAAUUGGGAUGGAUUUAAUAAGCAGGUGAAAGAACAGGAAGACAAGGUAAAAGAUUCACUGGAAAAAGCCCUCAAGUAUAAAGAGCAUGUAGAGAUUCUCCAGCCAUGGAUAGACAAAUGUCAGAAUAACCUGGGGGAAAUAAAAUUUUGCUUGGAUCCUGCUGAAACAGAGAAUGCUAUGGCCAAGUUAAAGUCUCUGCAGAAGGAAAUGAACCAACACUUGGGGAUGGUAGAACUGCUUAACAACGCAGCCAACAGCUUGCUCAGUGUCUGUGAGGUAGAUAAAGAGGUUGUCACGGAUGAGAAUAAAUCACUGAUCCAGAAAGUAGACAUGGUCACUGAACAACUUCACAGUAAGAAACUCUCUCUGGAGAACAUGGCCCAGAAGUUUAAGGAAUUUCAAGAAGUUUCCAAAGAAGCUAAAAGGCAGCUUAAGUGUGCAAAGGAACAGCUGGAUGUCCAUGACUCCUUAGGACCCCAGGCCUACAGUAACAAGUACCUGACUGUGUUGCAGACCCAGCAGAAGGCACUUCAGACCAUGAAGCAUCAGGUAGAUUUGGUCAAAGGACUUGCCCAGGACCUCGUGGUAGAAGCCUCAGACUCAAAGGGAACCUCUGAUAUUUUAUUACAAGCAGAAACCUUAGCUCAAGAACAUAGUGCACUGAAUCAGCUGGUUGAUGAAAGGUGUUCGUUCUUGGAAACCAAGCUUCAGGGCAUUGGGCAUUUCCAGAAUACCAUCCGAGAAAUGUUUUCUCAGUUUGCAGAGUUCGAUGACGAACUGGAUAGCAUGGCCCCAGUGGGGAGAGACGUAGAAACCUUGCAAAAGCAGAAGGAGGCAAUUAAAGCCUUUCUGAAGAAACUAGAAGCUCUCAUAGCCAGCAACGACAACGCUAAUAAAACCUGCAAGAUGAUGCUGGCCAUGGAAGAGACCUCGCCUGAUCUCGUUGGAAUCAAAAGGGACUUGGAAGCUUUAAGCAAACAAUGCAACAAGUUACUGGACCGAGCUCAAGCCCGAGAAGAGCAGGUUGAAGGGACAAUUGGACGUCUUGAAGAAUUCUACAGCAAACUGAAGGAAUUUUCUACUCUGCUUCAGAAGGCUGAAGAACAUGAAGAGUCUCAAGGCCCUGUUGGUAUGGAAACAGAGACAAUUAACCAACAGCUUGAUGUGUUCAAGGUAUUCCAAAAGGAAGAGAUUGAACCUUUGCAGGUUAAGCAGCAAGAUGUAAACUGGUUAGGUCAAGGCCUUAUUCAGAGUGCUGCUAAAAGCACCAGCACACAGGGUUUGGAGCAUGACCUGGACGAUGUCAAUGCACGCUGGAAGACUCUCAACAAGAAGGUGGCUCAGCGAGCAGCCCAGCUGCAGGAGGCCCUGCUGCACUGUGGGCGGUUCCAGGAUGCCCUGGAGUCCCUGCUCAGCUGGAUGGUGGACACCGAGGAGCUGAUGGCCAAUCAGAAGCCCCCGUCAGCCGAGUUCAAAGUGGUGAAGGCCCAGAUACAAGAGCAGAAGCUUCUCCAAAGAUUGUUGGACGACCGCAGAUCCACUGUGGACGUCAUCAAACGAGAAGGAGAAAAAAUUGCUGCAGCAGCAGAACCUGCGGAUAAAGUGAAGAUUUUGAAACAGCUGAGUCUCUUGGAUAGUAGAUGGGAGGCAUUGCUUAAUGAAGCUGAAACGAGGAAUCGUCAGUUGGAAGGUAUUUCGGUGGUAGCACAGCAAUUUCAUGAAGCCCUAGAACCAUUGAAUGAGUGGCUUACAACCAUAGAAAAGAGGCUGGCGAAUUGCGAGCCCAUAGGAACCCAGGCGUCUAAACUUGAGGAACAAAUUGCACAGCACAAAGCCUUAGAAGAUGACAUCAUCCAUCACAAUAAACAUUUACACCAGGCUGUUAGCACUGGCCAGUCCUUAAAGGUUUUGAGCUCCAGGGAGGAUAAAGAUAUGGUGCAAAAUAAAUUAGACUCCUCUCAAGUGUGGUACAUUGAGAUUCAAGAGAAAAGUCACAGCAGGUCUGAACUCCUCCAGCAGGCCUUAUGUAAUGCUAAGAUUUUUGGGGAAGAUGAAGUUGAGCUGAUGAAUUGGCUGAAUGAAGUGCAUGACAAACUGAGCAAGCUCUCAGUCCAGGAUUACAGCACUGAGGGGCUUUGGAAGCAGCAGUCUGAACUUCGGGUUCUGCAAGAGGACAUCCUACUCAGAAAACAAAAUGUAGAUCAGGCAUUACUAAAUGGUUUAGAACUACUAAAGCAAACAACAGGUGAUGAAGUUUUAAUAAUUCAAGAUAAAUUGGAAGCCAUUAAAGCAAGGUACAGAGACAUUACAAAAUUGAGCACGGAUGUAGCCAAGACUCUGGAACAGGCACUGCAGCUCGCGAGGCAGCUGCACUCCACACGGGAGGAGCUCCGUGCCUGGCUGGACAGAGUGGAGGUGGAAUUGCUUUCCUAUGAGGCUCAGGUCCUGACGGGAGAUGCGGCAAGCCAAGCACAAGCGAGACAGAAAGAACUGAAAAAGGAAGCUAAGAACAGCAAAGCCUUAUUGGACUCCCUUAACGAAGUGAGCAGUGCCCUACUGGAACUGGUACCAUGGAGGGCGAGGGAAGGACUUGAAAAAAUGGUGGCCGAGGACAACGAGCGCUACCGAUUAGUGAGCGACACCAUCACUCAAAAGGUGGAGGAGAUCGAUGCUGCCAUUCUGAGAUCCCAGCAGUUUGACCAAGCAGCUGAUGCCGAGUUAUCCUGGAUUACUGAAACCGAAAAGAAAUUGAUGUCUCUGGGUGACAUCAGGCUUGAGCAAGACCAGACCUCUGCUCAGCUGCAGCUUCAAAAGACAUUCACCAUGGAGAUUUUGAGACACAAGGAUAUUAUCGAUGAACUUGUUAAAUCUGGAUAUAAAAUCAUGGCCACAUGCAGUGAAGAGGAAAAGCAAUCAAUGAAGAAAAAACUAGACAAGGUGUUGAAGAACUAUGAUGCCAUCUGCCAGGUAAACUCAGAGAGGUAUCUACAGCUAGAACGGGCACAGUCCCUGGUUAGCCAGUUCUGGGAAACCUAUGAAGAACUUUGGCCAUGGCUGACAGAAACACAAAGAAUCAUCUCUCAGCUUCCUGCCCCAGCCCUUGAAUAUGAAACUCUAAGACAACAGCAGGAAGAGCAUCGGCAACUGCGAGAGUUGAUAGCCGAACACAAGCCUCAUAUAGAUAAGAUGAACAAAACUGGGCCACAGUUACUGGAAUUGAGCCCAGGCGAAGGCUUUUCUAUCCAAGAGAAGUACGUGGCAGCUGACACCCUUUACAGUCAAAUUAAAGAGGAUGUCAAAAAGCGAGCCGUGGCGUUGGAUGAAGCUAUUUCUCAAUCUACUCAGUUCCAUGACAAGAUAGACCAGAUCCUUGAGAGCCUGGAACGCAUCGUGGAGCGUUUGAGACAGCCACCUUCGAUCUCAGCUGAGGUGGAAAAGAUUAAGGAGCAGAUCAGUGAGAAUAAGAACGUGUCAGUAGACAUGGAGAAGCUACAGCCAUUGUAUGAAACUCUUAAAAAGCGCGGAGAGGAAAUGAUCGCAAGAUCUGAGGGCACUGACAAAGACAUAUCUGCCAAAGCUGUUCAGGAUAAGCUUGACCAAAUGGUUUUCAUUUGGGAGAAUAUACACACACUGGUGGAAGAAAGGGAAGCCAAACUACUGGAUGUAAUGGAAUUAGCAGAAAAGUUCUGGUGUGAUCACAUGUCAUUGGUAGUAACCACUAAAGAUACACAAGAUUUCAUCCGGGAUCUAGAGGAUCCUGGAAUUGAUCCCUCAGUAGUUAAACAGCAGCAAGAAGCAGCAGAGGCCAUCAAGGAAGAAAUAGAUGGACUACAGGAAGAGCUGGAUAUAGUUAUUAACCUGGGUUCUGAACUCAUUGCUGCGUGUGGGGAACCCGAUAAACCCAUUGUCAAGAAGAGCAUAGACGAGUUAAAUUCAGCCUGGGAUUCUCUAAAUAAGGCUUGGAAAGACCGGGUGGACAAACUGGAGGAGGCGAUGCAGGCUGCCGUCCAGUACCAGGACGGACUGCAGGCCAUAUUUGACUGGGUAGAUAUUGCGGGUGGUAAAUUAGCUUCAAUGUCACCAAUUGGAACAGAUCUUGAAACUGUCAAGCAGCAGAUUGAAGAGCUAAAGCAAUUUAAGUCAGAGGCCUACCAACAGCAGAUAGAAAUGGAGAGACUGAACCAUCAAGCAGAGCUUUUGCUGAAGAAAGUAACAGAAGAGAGUGACAAGCACACUGUUCAAGACCCGUUAAUGGAGCUGAAAUUGAUAUGGGAUAGUCUGGAUGAAAGAAUUAUCAACAGACAGCAUAAGCUGGAGGGGGCUCUGUUAGCCCUGGGCCAGUUCCAGCACGCCCUGGAUGAGCUGCUGACGUGGCUGACGCACACCGAGGGCCUGCUCAGUGAGCAGAAACCUGUAGGAGGAGACCCUAAGGCCAUUGAAAUUGAACUUGCCAAGCAUCAUGUGCUUCAAAAUGAUGUAUUAGCUCAUCAGUCCACAGUGGAAGCCGUUAAUAAAGCCGGAAAUGAUCUAAUUGAAUCAAGUGCAGGAGAAGAAGCAAGCAACCUUCAGAACAAGCUAGAGGUUUUAAAUCAACGCUGGCAAAAUGUUUUGGAAAAAACAGAACAAAGGAAGCAGCAGCUGGAUGGUGCCUUGCGCCAGGCCAAAGGGUUCCAUGGUGAGAUUGAGGAUUUGCAGCAAUGGCUAAGUGACACAGAGCGUCAUCUGUUAGCAUCCAAACCUCUGGGAGGUUUACCAGAGACAGCCAGGGAGCAGCUUAAUGCCCACAUGGAAAUCUGUGCUGCCUUUGAUGUUAAAGAAGAAACAUAUAAAAGUCUGAUGCAGAAAGGCCAGCAGAUGCUUGCAAGAUGCCCCAAAUCUGCAGAGACAAUUGACCAAGACUUAAGUAACUUGAAAGAAAAAUGGGAAUCGGUGGAAACCAAACUCAAUGAAAGGAAAACUAAACUGGAAGAGGCCCUCAACUUGGCAAUGGAGUUCCACAAUUCUCUCCAAGACUUCAUCAACUGGCUAACCCAGGCUGAACAGACCCUAAAUGUAGCUUCUCGGCCAAGUCUUAUCUUAGACACAGUCUUGUUUCAAAUCGAUGAACACAAGGUCUUUGCCAAUGAAGUAAAUUCUCACCGUGAGCAGAUAAUAGAGCUGGACAAAACCGGAACCCACCUGAAAUAUUUCAGUCAGAAACAAGAUGUUGUCCUAAUUAAGAAUCUAUUGAUAAGUGUCCAGAGUCGGUGGGAAAAAGUGGUUCAACGGUUAGUAGAAAGAGGAAGAUCUUUGGAUGAAGCAAGGAAGAGAGCCAAGCAGUUCCAUGAAGCUUGGAGUAAACUUAUGGAAUGGCUAGAAGAAUCAGAAAAAUCUUUGGAUUCUGAACUGGAAAUCGCCAAUGAUCCAGACAAGAUAAAAACACAACUUGCACAGCAUAAGGAGUUUCAGAAAUCACUUGGAGCCAAGCAUUCUGUCUAUGACACCACCAACAGAACUGGACGUUCUCUGAAGGAGAAAACCUCCUUGGCUGAUGACAACCUUAAACUGGAUGACAUGCUGAGUGAACUCAGAGACAAAUGGGAUACUAUCUGUGGAAAAUCUGUGGAAAGACAAAACAAAUUGGAGGAAGCCCUGUUAUUUUCUGGACAAUUCACAGAUGCCUUGCAGGCCCUCAUUGAUUGGCUGUAUAGAGUUGAACCCCAGCUGGCAGAAGACCAACCUGUCCACGGAGACAUUGAUUUGGUGAUGAAUCUGAUCGAUAAUCACAAGGUUUUCCAAAAAGAACUGGGGAAGAGGACCAGCAGCGUGCAGGCCCUGAAGCGCUCGGCACGAGAGCUCAUAGAGGGUAGCCGAGACGACUCCUCCUGGGUCAAGGUCCAGAUGCAGGAAUUGAGCACACGCUGGGAGACCGUGUGUGCACUCUCCAUAUCAAAGCAGACACGCUUGGAAGCAGCCCUGCGUCAGGCAGAGGAAUUUCACUCAGUGGUGCAUGCCCUGCUGGAGUGGCUGGCUGAGGCGGAGCAAACCCUUCGUUUCCAUGGUGCUCUCCCAGACGACGAGGAUGCUCUUCGGACGCUCAUUGAUCAGCAUAAAGAAUUCAUGAAGAAACUGGAAGAAAAACGGGCCGCGCUGAAUAAAGCUACCAGUAUGGGAGACGCCGUCCUGGCCAUCUGCCACCCUGACUCCAUCACCACCAUUAAGCACUGGAUAACCAUCAUCCGGGCCAGGUUUGAGGAGGUGCUGGCCUGGGCGAAGCAGCAUCAGCAGAGAUUGGCAAGUGCUCUGGCUGGGCUCAUUGCGAAACAGGAAUUGUUGGAAGCUUUGCUGGCUUGGUUGCAGUGGGCCGAGACUACACUUAGUGACAAGGACAAAGAAGUCAUCCCCCAGGAAAUCGAAGAGGUGAAAGCCCUCAUCGCAGAACACCAGACCUUCAUGGAGGAAAUGACCAGAAAACAACCUGAUGUGGACAAAGUUACCAAGACCUACAAGAGGAGAGCGGCUGAUCCUUCCUCAUUACAGUCCCAUAUUCCAGUCCUGGAUAAGGGACGAGCAGGAAGAAAGCGCUUUCCGGCAUCAAGCUUAUAUCCCUCUGGAUCACAGACACAAAUUGAAACCAAGAAUCCCAGGGUCAACUUAUUGGUGAGCAAAUGGCAGCAAGUUUGGCUCCUUGCGUUGGAAAGGAGGAGAAAGCUUAAUGACGCCUUGGACAGACUGGAGGAGCUGAGGGAAUUUGCUAACUUUGAUUUUGAUAUCUGGCGCAAAAAAUACAUGAGGUGGAUGAAUCAUAAGAAAUCUCGAGUGAUGGACUUCUUCAGGAGAAUUGAUAAAGAUCAGGACGGGAAAAUAACCCGACAAGAAUUUAUUGAUGGAAUUCUUUCCUCAAAGUUUCCAACCAGCCGCUUGGAGAUGAGCGCGGUGGCAGACAUCUUUGACCGAGACGGCGACGGGUAUAUUGACUACUACGAAUUUGUAGCAGCCCUUCACCCAAAUAAAGACGCCUAUAAACCCGUCACUGAUGCCGACAAAAUCGAAGAUGAGGUGACAAGGCAGGUAGCGAAAUGUAAAUGUGCAAAACGAUUUCAAGUUGAACAGAUUGGAGACAACAAAUACAGGUUCUUCCUGGGAAAUCAGUUUGGAGACUCCCAGCAACUGCGACUCGUUCGGAUCCUACGAAGUACCGUAAUGGUUCGUGUUGGAGGUGGAUGGAUGGCACUUGAUGAGUUCUUAGUGAAAAAUGAUCCUUGCAGGGCUAAAGGAAGGACAAACAUGGAGCUUCGGGAGAAGUUCAUUUUAGCAGAUGGUGCCAGUCAGGGUAUGGCUGCCUUCCGACCCCGGGGCCGAAGAUCGCGGCCUUCAUCACGAGGAGCGUCACCCAACCGAUCAACUUCUGUAUCCAGUCAGGCUGGCCAGGCAGCCUCUCCACAGGGGCCCGCCACCAGCACGCCCAAGAUUCUCCAUCCUUUAACACGCAAUUAUGGUAAACCAUGGUUGACAAACAGCAAAAUGUCAACUCCUUGUAAACCAGCAGAGUGCUCAGACUUUUCCGUGCCAUCUGCAGAGGGUACGCCAAUCCAAGGAAGCAAGCUUCGACUCCCCGGCUACUUGUCAGGGAAAGGCUUCCACUCUGGGGACGACAGUGGCUUGAUAACCACCGCGGCGGCCAGAGUGCGAACACAGUUUGCAGAUCCCAGGAAGACCCCCAGCCGUCCGGGAAGCCGAGCCGGAAGCAAGGCCGGCAGCAGGGCCAGCAGCCGCCGAGGCAGUGAUGCAUCAGACUUUGACAUUUCAGAAAUCCAGUCCGUGUGCUCAGACGUGGAGACUGUCCCCCAGACACACAGGCCUACCCCCCGAGCAGGUUCUCGGCCAUCCACAGCCAAGCCUUCCAAAAUCCCCACGCCCCAGAGGAAAUCACCUGCCAGCAAACUGGACAAGUCCUCCAAGAGAUAGUGCAAUUGGUCCCACCGCGGCCCUUCCUUGAGCAUUUAUUAUUGAAGUUUGAAAGAUGUAAAAUAUGAUGUAGAAAUUAUUGUGAAAUAAUUGCAAGAAGUGAGUUUAAAAUUCUGCAGAUGGCCUUAUUUGUGUAUUUGUCUUUUUAUUUUAUCUGUAUGGUUUUUUGUCAGAUACUCUGGGGUUAGAGGCACGUGGUCUGUGAGGGGGGAGGAAGGCGUUACGCCGGCACGAACACUUCUGCACCGUAGCGUGCGGGGCACACAUUAGGGUCCGUGACCGUCCCUGCAGGUAAGUGCCCCCAGCCCGCUCUGUCCGCCACGGCGGUCCAGCCGCGGCCCAUGUCACGGAUACCUCAUGACCUCUUCCUGCUUCCGUAGAAACUCUGAAAAGCCAAAAGACACACAGCCGGGAUGUAUUUUGAGAUGACUUAACUGUAAACUAAAAGACGGAGGGCAGACAGCACGUCCACACACAGUCCUCUGAGCAGUAGCUGACCGAGAGCUCACAGGAAGUUCCUUUAGGCACUGGCCAGUGCUCGGAUGUUCCAGAACCUGGCAGCAUUUCUGUGCCGCGGCUUCCCGAGAGGCCAGAGGCGUCCUGGAUUAUUAGACCUAUUAUACUGUAAGAAUAUAAUUAUAAAGAGCAUUCAUAUAAAUGUGAGGUUUUCUUUUGCUUGAGUGGACGGUAGCACCUGUAUCAUUGAACUCAUUUUGUAUCAAAGCAAUUUUGCUUGCAGAAAGCUAUGAAAUAAAACAUGUCCCCUAACUACAUUGCUAUGGAAUUAAUUUUUUUCCCCAGGGAAAAUCCGUGUAUUUUUUUAUGAGCAAUAUCAAUUUGGAGUGACCAAAAGAUACUUACAAAUGGGUUUAUUUUGAUUUCUCAUCUGAAAUAAUCAUGUUCUGGUAUUAUAUCUAUAUUUAAUAAAUAUAUACAUUUUAAUUUAUUAUGUAUACUCACAUACUAUAGAAAGAUAUUAGUAUGCAUUUAAUAAAACAUACUCACUUGAA
This is a messenger RNA of Leptonychotes weddellii (Weddell seal), 16646 nucleotides long. NCBI's taxonomy places the organism in Eukaryota, Metazoa, Chordata, Mammalia, Carnivora, Phocidae. The record is from RefSeq and is a predicted model, not a curated record.